AUGUCAUUCAUAAAACUCUUUUGGGCCGACAAUACAACAAAGUAUGUCUCUGUUGAAGAUGGCUCCGAUACCGAAGAUCGAGCUACAGUGACAACCAGCCAUUCUUCAAAAGUGUCGAUUUCUAGAUCGUUCUACUUCGCUUCCUUGUUCUUAUUUGCCGUCUUUCCAGUCCUUAUUAUCGCCUUAUUUGUGCUACAUAGUCGUCUCGCAGACGCCCAAAUCAACAAUGGGUUUCUCAAAGGCUUCACUACCGAGUUGGAUCCAAUCAAAAGUGUAAUUUCUGAACAAACUGUUCGUUUCACUGGCGGUCUUCACUUCCGCAAGAAUGGGACACUAUACCGAGAGACAAUCGAAGGGGAGCCUCAGUAUGUUGGAAACCCCUCACCAGAGAUAGAUGCAGCAUGGAGUCAACUACUCAAAGGUCAAUAUAUGAACCUUGUUGGAGACGAAGCCGAGAGUAUGACCGACCGGACGUGGAAAGAUGAUCAUGGCAACUACGAAGUUGCUCUAGAUGUGAUGCAUACCCUUCACUGUGUGAAUAAAGUGAGGAUGGCUCUAGAUCCGGAUUAUUAUCCCCAGAAGGAAAGCCAUAGAAUCCACAGGAUGCACGUCGAUCACUGCAUCGACUAUCUCAGGCAGACUGUGCAGUGCCAUGGGGACCUCACCCCCAUGGUCUUCAGUUGGUCAGAUGACGCCGGUAGAGUGGUGGCUGAUUGGAGAGAGCCUCAUACUUGUCGGAACUUUCAUCAAAUCCGCAGUUGGGCUGAAGAUCAUUUCCGUCCGUGA
Messenger RNA from Botrytis sinoallii, 786 nucleotides. RefSeq lists its product as uncharacterized. The coding region runs from base 1 to 786 and encodes 261 amino acids. The transcript is spliced from 6 exons. The record is from RefSeq and is a predicted model, not a curated record. NCBI's taxonomy places the organism in Eukaryota, Fungi, Ascomycota, Leotiomycetes, Helotiales, Sclerotiniaceae. Gene Ontology annotation, biological process: mycotoxin biosynthetic process.